Molecule: messenger RNA, 5631 nt
Organism: Silurus meridionalis
Lineage: Eukaryota; Metazoa; Chordata; Actinopteri; Siluriformes; Siluridae
Gene: thbs4a
Product: thrombospondin 4a
Exons: 21
Coding region: 168-3035 (955 amino acids)
Biological process (GO): cell adhesion
Cellular component (GO): extracellular region
Molecular function (GO): calcium ion binding
Source: RefSeq, a predicted model, not a curated record
CUGGUUCUUAUUCAGCAGCUGGGCUGCAGUGAUCCAAAGGAAAAAACACUGCUGUUUUGAGUGCUACUCCACAUAUGCGGAUGCUGCAGCUGAGACUUCUGUAGGAUCUCGAUUCACUGGACUGGAGAGGCAACAUUUCUUCUAUUUUUUCCACGUGAAUCAUCAAGAUGGUCAUAUGGGCAAAAGUAUUGUUCAGUGUAAAUGUGGUUAUGCAGCUAACCCAUAUUGUGACUUCCCAAGGAAUUAUCUAUGAUCUCCUGGUGUCUCCUGAUUGUUUGCCUGAUCUACUGCAAGGAGGAUUGAAGAAUAAGAACGUGAAUGACGCUUACAUCCUGACAACUUUUCAGGUCCAGAAUAAAGCUCCAGUGCGCGUUUUUCAUAUUUACAACCCUUCAGACAACAGCGAUCUUUUUGAAUUCACUGUACAUGGAAAAUUCAACAAAGUCUCUCUGAGGUAUCUGAAAAGUAAUGGAAAGAUAGGUACAGCCAGCUUCAUUAAAGUGCUGUUGGCUGAUGGUCAGACACACAACGUGCUGCUGCACUUCAGUGGGCUGACACAUGGCACUCCUCGCAUGGCUCUGUAUGUGGACUGUAGGUUGGUGGAGAUAGUAAAUGAACUGCCAGCUGCGUUUAAGACACUACCUUCUGGCCAUAAUCGAGUGGCACUAAAAACCAUGCCCACUACAUCAGAGGAUAGUGUGUCAGACCUUAAGCUAGUCCUGGGUGAAUCCAUAGAGAAUGUCGUGGAGCUUCAAGAUUGUUCUCUGCAGCAGGGUGAAACACUGCAGCUUGUAGGCCUCUCAUCAAAGCUGGAGCCAGGCCCCAUGUUUGAGCUUGUACAGAUGAUCCAAGAACUGAAAGAGAAAAUGGACCGUCAGCUCCAGGAGACUGCAAAUUUAAGGAGAAUAAUUAUGGAGUGUGUUCCAUGUGAUGGGCAGAACCCAGAGACAGACACAUCAACCAAGUGUGGUCCAGGAGUCUGCUUUCAGCAAAGUAUGUGUACUGACACAGAGCAUGGUGCCAAGUGUGACCCAUGUCCUGAAGGCUAUACUGGUGAUGGAGUCCACUGUGAGGAUGUGGAUGAGUGUCAGUACAGCCCUUGUUUCACUGGUGUGCGGUGCAUUAACACAGUCCCAGGGUUCCGGUGUGAAAAAUGCCCCAGUGGAUACAGUGGGCCGGAGUUGCACAGUGCAGGCAUCGAGCAGGCUCAGUUACGUAAGCAGGUGUGUAACGAUAUAGAAGAAUGCCAAAGUGUGGACAACGGAGGCUGCACUCCUAAUUCCUAUUGCCACAAUACAAUGGGUUCAUUCUACUGUGGAGUGUGCAAGCCUGGUUUCACUGGAGACCAAAACAAUGGCUGCAGGCAGAUCACUGAUCCUGAUCAUCCUGCUGGACUGUCUACAAGGCUGUGUGCGAACGGUCAGCACAACCCCUGUGAUAUUAACGCAGAGUGUAUCGUGGAGAGAGAUGGAAGCAUCAGUUGUUUGUGCAACAUCGGCUGGGCUGGUAAUGGCUACGUGUGUGGAAAGGAUACGGACAUCGACGCUUACCCUGACAGGAAACUUCCUUGCCAGGAUACAUACUGUAAAAAGGACAACUGUAUGUAUGUACCAAAUUCAGGCCAGGAAGAUGCAGACGGUGAUGGAAAAGGCGAUACCUGCGAUGAAGACGCAGACAGCGAUGGGAUCAUCAAUGAGAAGGACAAUUGCUGGUUGACCCCAAACAUAGACCAGAAAAACAGUGACGAAGAUGUUCAUGGUGACGCAUGUGACAAUUGCAGAAAUGUAAAUAACCCAGACCAGCGGGACACGGACCAGGAUGGACGGGGAGAUAGUUGUGAUGAUGACAUGGAUGGCGAUGGGAUCAAAAAUAUUUUGGACAACUGCCCAAGAGUUCCCAAUUAUGACCAGCUUGACAGGGAUAAUGAUGGUGUGGGAGAUUCCUGUGACAGCUGCCCUGAUGCACACAACCCCAACCAGUCAGAUGUGGACGAUGACCUUGUAGGAGACACUUGUGAUACGAAUACUGACAGUGAUGGGGAUGGACACCAGAACACCAAAGAUAAUUGCCCUACAGUCAUCAAUAGUGCUCAGUUAGACACAGAUAAGGAUGGGCUUGGGGACGAAUGCGAUGAUGAUGAUGAUAACGAUGGCAUCCCGGAUAACGUAGACAACUGCAGAUUGGUGCCCAAUCCAGACCAAGCUGAUAAAGACAAUGACAGUAUAGGAGAUGCCUGUACUGGAGACUACGACCAAGACCGGAUGAUUGACAGGAUCGACCCAUGUCCUGAAAAUGCCGAGAUCACAUUAACCGACUUCAGAGCGUAUCAGACUGUGGUGCUUGACCCAGAAGGCGAGGCUCAGAUUGACCCCAACUGGGUUGUUCUCAAUCAGGGCAUGGAGAUCGUUCAGACGAUGAACAGCGAUCCAGGACUCGCUGUGGGUUACACAGCCUUCAGUGGUGUGGAUUUCGAGGGAACUUUCCAUGUGAACACAGUGACUGACGAUGAUUACGCUGGAUUCAUCUUUGGCUACCAGGACUCGUCCAGUUUUUAUGUGGUUAUGUGGAAGCAGACCGAGCAGACCUACUGGCAGGCUGUGCCGUUCAGAGCCGUGGCUGAACCUGGCAUCCAGCUCAAGGCUGUGAAAUCCAAAACUGGGCCGGGUGAAUUUUUGAGGAAUUCUCUGUGGCACACGGGAAACACCAAGGAUCAAGUGCAGCUGCUGUGGAAAGAUCCUCGCAAUGUGGGCUGGAAGGACAAGGUCUCAUACCGCUGGAACCUGCAGCAUCGACCUCAAGUUGGAUACAUCAGGGUGCGUUUUUAUGAAGGCGCAAACCUGGUGGCUGACUCCGGCGUGGUCAUCGACACAAGCAUGAGAGGUGGCCGUCUCGGAGUGUUCUGCUUCUCUCAGGAAAACAUCAUCUGGUCCAACCUGAAAUAUCGCUGCAAUGACACAAUCCCUGAAGACUACCAGGUUUACACUGCACAGAACUCCACCAGGAAAGAGGAUACACAGGAUAAUACUGCACAGUAACACAGCGGAAUGGCUAAGAAAAUCUCAUGUGGCCAAUCGUUCGAGGGAAGCAAAAGGGUGUGUUGGUUAAAUAUAAUGAGCUGGUUAGUGUUUAUUUAAUAAUCAUAAUAUUGUCCCUUAUAAUUAAGCAGGCUACAAAUAAACCAGUUAUGUAAGAGUAUGAUAACCAAGCUGCAGUUGCUUUGGUAAAUUCUUUGGUAAAGUCUGCUUUAGGUUACAAAAUGAGUCAGCUAUGAGUCAGCUACAUAGUUCAAAUGAGCAGAAAUACUUCAUUGUGUUUACUCAUAUAAUAGAUGUACUCAGUGUUCAGUAGAAAACAAACAGUCAGUGAGCUUGACAGUAACUAAUGGUCACUUUGGGACAUGAGAAUCUUGUACACAAUUAUUAAUAAUUAAUGAAUUAAUAAUCCCUAUUAAUAGUAAUUAUAAUAAUAAUACAGAAUAGUUGCUGAAUAAUAUGCUUUAAGAUGAAUGUUGACUAAUAUGCCAGGGGUUUAUAGGGUUGAAUGCUAUAUAAGGAAAAUGAAAGUGAAGGAAUUCAUGUUUAGAGCAGUCUGUCUGUGUACAUGUCAAAUUCUGUUGUAAAAGAUCCAAAGUUUGUUGUUAUUGGUGGUUGUUUUAUCUGUAUACAUAAAAAGAAAUGGGUCCAAAAAAGAGAAAAUAUUCAAUUGUAUGACUCUUCUAGCUUCAAAAAACAUUAUCGAAUCUUUUCCUCACUUUUUUUUAAACCAGUUCAGUGUCAUGAUGAACCAAAAUGCAAUUAAAAGCCUUUUUCCACAGAAAAUAAUCAUAACAUUUAGUUUUUUUCUUUUUUGUUUUUAAUUUAAAAGUUUAAACCUCAAAAGUACAGGUUCACACAGUUAGGCUCGAGUCCUUUUAUAAUUAUCUGAAAAUCUUCACCAGGUAAGAAAACAACAUAAAAAGGUAUAUUUUAAAAUGAUGGUCAGAUUUUUGUAAACAUAUGUACACUUUUGGAAAAGGGGAAAAAAAACAAAUAACAUACAAUUAUGGCAUGCGACAUUAGUAGAAUCAGAGGAAAAUGAGGAAUUACAGCAUUGUAAAUAGGGUGAACGUGUAUAGUGGUCCGCUUUAAACAAUAAAAAAAACUUUAAAAAUAAAAAAAAUAUUUUUUUUCUUUCAAAGAUCUAGCCUUCAUCUAUAACAUUUUUUUAGACACAAAUAUCACAAUAUAGAGCACCAAAUUAUUCACAGAUAUACAUGUAGAAAGAGAAUAAAGUAAGUCUGCACAUAUUUGUCAGAGUUAUUGUUACUCAGAAAUUGCAUGUUUUUUUCAGCAUCUGUAUCAACCUGUGUGUUCUUUGUGGUCAUGGAUACUGACAGCAAUUCCUUAAUACUGUUGUAAGGAAAAAGUUAAGUAACAAAAUGUUAUUACACAAAGCAAAGCGUACACAAUUCAAUAUAUGUUUUAGCUUGCGUUUGAUUUUCUGAUUCAUUAGUUUAUACUAAUAUUGAGAUCAAAUUGAAUACAGUGUUUAUAGAAUUUUACCUAAAGAAAAAGGCAGUUCACAUUGCUUUGUAUUUUGAGCUGCUUCACGCUGUGUUUAAGGCAAAUAGCAAAAGAUCACAAAUUGUUCCUAUUAUCUGAUUAUUAGAGAUGAUGCUUGUGUUCCAAUCCGGUAUGUUACAUGCGUGUUCGAUAAAAAGCAAAAUAAGUGUUUGUUUUUUUCAGAUUGUAAAAGUUUUAACCAUUAAAACAAAUCCAGUUCUAUAUAACAUUUAUCUCUCCAAUAACAAACACGUAACAAAAAAAAGUUAAUGCAACAUAACCCUUGAAGUGUACAGUUUAAAAACAAAUAUAUAAUAAUAAUAAACCUUUUUUUUAUUAUUAUUUUUUACAAAUAAGAAAAAAAGUGACAAAGCUAACAACUUUGGAACAGUUCGUGUAAACUGACCGUACACGGCAGUGUGAAGUGAAUUAUUUACACUGAGAUGGAUCCAUGCAAGUCUGGAGCAUGAGUACGGCUCUAAUACAUUCAAAACAAAUGUAGAGCAUUCAAGGCACAUUUGGACUAAUAAUAAUAAUAAUAAUAAUAAUAAUAAUAAUAAUAGAAAGAACAUGAUCACCACCAAGCUAACUAUAUUCAUGCUUUUUUCUUUUCUUUUCAUUUGCUUUUUUUUUUUUUUUUUUGAAUUCGUUCUUUUCUUUUGCAUUGUUCACAAGCCUACAAUUUCCUAAACCCUAAAAUUAAAGGGAGAGUGCAGCAGGAAUGUUCGCGUUCCCAAACAAUCGUUUUAAUCUAUUAGGCUAAGCUAAAACAUCGCUAAUCAAUGUGUGAAAUAAUGUUCUUCAUAGAUAGCUAUUAUUUUGGUGUGAACAGUAUAUAAUAAUGAAAAUAUUAUAAACAAAUGUUUGUUAUGUGAUGUGUAAAAAACAAAAAACUACGAGGGAAAAAAAAAUACACAUUGGAAUAAACACCAUGCUACUGUUUGACUUGCAUAGAAUACUAUAUUGAUCAAAAGAUGUGAACACACACAAGACAGUAAGAGUGAAAUGAGCCUGAGCAAUGAUCUGCUUUUACACCUUCAUGUUUUCUAGUCCUUUAUAUAUUAAAAAAAAAAAAGAAAAAAGAUCACCA